Drosophila eugracilis is the source of this 1859-nucleotide messenger RNA. It is a transcript of the gene Kal1, whose product is annotated as anosmin-1. The record is from RefSeq and is a predicted model, not a curated record. Lineage: Eukaryota; Metazoa; Arthropoda; Insecta; Diptera; Drosophilidae. Bases 288 to 1859 code for a protein of 523 amino acids. Gene Ontology annotation, biological process: neuron differentiation. Gene Ontology annotation, cellular component: cell surface; extracellular region. Gene Ontology annotation, molecular function: protein binding; peptidase inhibitor activity. The transcript is spliced from 7 exons.
CGGUCGCACGAAAAGAGCUCCCACUUGAGAAUCCCAUUUAGAAACGGUUUCGGUGUGGUUCGGUUUGGGGUUUGGAUCGGGCUCCAAGUUGCCAGUUCCCAGGAGCGGAAAUCGGAACAGUGCGGCGAAUUAAAUAAUAAAGUGGAAGCAAGCGAUCAAAGAAGGCGCUUCGGCUACGUAGGUGUACGUAGAACGCAGAUCGCGAGGUGGAGCCAGUGCAUCCGAAAGUGUUUCACCCAAAAGUGUUUCCAUUACCAUUGCAAUCCCUGAGAAUCGGAUCGCUUCAGAUGGGCAGCAUGCAAGUGGCGCUUUUGGCGCUGCUUGUUCUUGGCCGGCUAUCCUCCAAAGACGUGGCCAAUGGAUCCUCCCUAUAUACCUCAUCCACAUCGUCGUCUCAUCAACUGCAGAGACAGAAGCUGGCGCACUGGUUCAGGGAUAGUAACGACGUCAAGGAUAAGAUUUUGGAACUUCAGUGUUUGGCAAGGUGCGGAAGCAAUCCUUCAAACAAAGCUGGACGGGAACUGUGCCUGGACAAGUGCAUCCAGGAGCUGUUAUUGGGACCUAGAGCCGGCAGUUGUCCCAAAAUUGGAAGGCAGACUCGAGCAAGGCUUUCUUGCCUGGACAACUGUCAGUAUGAUCACGAAUGCCCCGAGGUACAGAAGUGUUGCGCAUCUAGUUGUGGACCCAUGUGCGUGGAACCUCUUGGCGUAAGGAACAACACGCAACUUCCUCCUAUACCUAAGAUCCUGUACUUUAGGAGGUCACGGGGUCAUGCCGUUGAUCUGAAAAUCGAGUCCUCGCUACUCGUCUACUACUUCCAUGUGGAGGUACGAUCACACAUAGGACGUCAUUUUUCAGAAAGAAAACUUGGACCUUGGCAAUGGCAGAAGGUGGAAAAGACCAUGGAGGAGAACAUCGGUCUUAGCAAGCACACGUACAUAUUCUUUCAUAUGCGACCAGGUCGAUGGUACGAAGUUCGAGUGGCUGCCGUUAACGCUUUUGGAUUCCGGGGAUAUUCAGAGCCAAGUGAUCCCUUUCCCUCAACGGGUAACCCAAAGCCUCCAAAGGCUCCCAACGAUUCAAAGAUCAUCGCUAAGCAGUUUGAUGGAGUCUUUAUGAAUGUUAAGCUGGUAUGGUGUCCUUCUAAGUCAAAUCUGCCCGUGGAGAAGUACAAGAUCAGUUGGUCCUUGUAUGUGAACAGCGCGAAGGCCUCAAUAGUUACCAUGGACUCCUAUGUUAAGGAUACCCACCAGUUCGAGAUCAAAGAACUGCUGCCCAACUCUUCGUACUAUAUCCAGGUGCAAGCCAUCUCCUACAUUGGCUCACGUCGCCUCAAGUCCGAAAAGCUAUCAAUGCUGUUCAACACAACGAUGCAGCCCUUAGAACCAAUCACACCACUUCAGUGCUCCGGGAAUGGCAAUAGACGCAGGCAUCAUCACAUUAGCAGCUCCAACAGCUUGGAACGGACCACGACCCCGGCGCCAUCUGGCCUAAAUGAAUUUUCACUCAAUGUUGCAAACCGGACAACGGCCGCCACGUAUGAAGUGGGUUUCCGGCUGAACCGGAAGUUCGGCAUGAUUGUGCAGAUUCUGGGCUUCCAGCCGCACAAGGAGAAGGUCUAUGAACUGUGUCCCCAGGAGACGAACUGCGAGCAGCGAGAGUUUCGCGCCAUUCGCGCCAAAAAGGACCCACUGGAGUUUAGCAAACUCAAGUACAACACCACCUAUGUGUUGAGGGUUCCGCGAUCCAGUCCUAAUUCCGUGCUGGACGACUCCAGGAAUGUCUUUACCUUCACCACGCCUAAAUGCGAAAACUUUCGCAAGAGAUUUCCCAAGCUGCAGAUCAAGUGCAGCGAUUAG